GUGCGGUCUAUGCAAACAUCUGCCCUCUCUGGCGAUCAAUAGGAGACUGUGUUGCUUUCCAGCGCUCACUCUCCUCACAUCAUACGGCAGCUCCGAGCGCAGGGAGACAUGGCCCUCCGACAUAUCGCUCUGCUGAUCGCAGGACUUCACGUCCUCAUUUGCAAAACAAGGGCCGAGGUGGAGGUAAGCAUGGAAGACAGGUUGGAGGUAUCCUUAAAUAGCAAUGCCAAGAUCUCCUGUAUGUACAUAUCAAGAGAGCCGGCCAUGGUGAUAAUGUGGUCCACGAAAUUGCCCGGCAGGGACCAGGCCAGGAGAAAAAUCUACUACUUUGAUAAUCAGAAUGAGACUAUCGAUGAGGGCAGUGAUUACACCGGACGGAUCAGUGUCAGUCACUCUCAUAACAAGAGCACUGAGAAGGGAUACAUCAUUCUGAGCAUUGACAAGGUGCGACUGAGUGAUGAGAGGGAGUUUAUCUGCACGGUGUACAAUGUGUCCAAAGAUCACGGUGAAGGACGCACUCGACUCCAUGUCUUCAAUUCGCCAUCUUUUCCUUUGAUUGAAGUUACAUACUCUGGAAUUUCUGUUGAUGCCGAGGGGCCGUCAAAGAUUGCAGACUGUAAAGUGGAGAAUGGGUACCCUAGACCCAACAUCACAUGGUACAAGGACGUGUUCCCUCUUCAGAACUCAGAUGGUGUGGUAAAGAUCAUGGAUUCAGUAACAAAAAAUCCCAGCGGUUUGUUCACAGUAGAGAGUGAACUGUCCAUUAAGGUUGUGAGGGAAGAUGAGGAUGCACAUUUCUACUGUGAAGUCAAUUUCUUCGUCCCUGAAGGCGUGAAAAUGACUGAGUCCAGUCGUGUCAACAUCACAGUUCACUACCCCACGACAGAAGUAACCCUUUCUAUAAAUCCAGAUAAUCCAUUCUUAAAAGAAGGCGACACUGUGAAAAUCAGAUGUAAGGGAAAUGGAAACCCUCCCCCCCUUAUUAGUUUCAGACAUAAGGAGAUGUUGUUGGAAUCAGAGAAUGACCUACUUAAUCUGGAAAAUCUCACGCGAUCGCACAGCGGUACAUAUGAGUGCCAGUCACAUGACGUAAACACGUUUACUGAGGCCAAUGGCUCCAUCAGUAUUCAAGUACAUUAUCUGGAUCCUAUUGUGGUGACCGGGACACUGGAGGAUAUGGUAGUGGACCAGGGGGGAGAUCUCAACUUAACCUGCAAUGCCUUGUCUUCUUUAUCCAUAUUAGCAGCAUGGUAUAAGGAUGGUAUGCGUGUUGGGGACAAGCAUGUUUUACACUUACACAAUGCCUCCUAUGACACAGCUGGGAACUAUAAGUGUGUAUUGACCGUCAUUUCCAUACCUGAGCUACAAAGACAGAAGUCUGUACAAAUCUAUGUGCGAGGAAAGCCUGAUAUCACAGAGGGGAUUGCAGUGGGCCCAGUGAAUAAGGUUGACCGCUCUGUUAUCUUGAGAUGCCAUGCACAAGGAUAUCCCACCCCCAACAUAAGUUGGGACCUCUCUGACCAACGGACAGGCCAGUCUGUCCCUAUACCUAUUGCGGAGGACCAUGAGACCAAGACUGGUGUCCUCAGUAUGAUCUCUGUCAAGGUCACUUCAGAACUCAUAGCCAACUGCAGCGCCUCAAAUGAGUUUGGGACAAUCUCUGUUUCUCGCAACAUUGAAGCCUUUGCACGAAGAACUACAACCAAAGCUCCCAGUACAAAAGGUGGUAGUGGAGUCGCCAUAGCCGUCAUCAUCAUCUGUCUCCUCCUGAUAGCUAUUCUCUGCAGUGUGCUCUACUUCCUCUACAAGAAAGGAAGGCUUCCGUGUGGGCGCUCGGGAAAGCAGGAUUUCACGAAGGAAACAGCCAGUAAGGAUGACAUUGUGAUGGAAAUGAAGAGUGGCAAAUCUGAAGAGGCAGUGCUUUUACAGGGAGUCAAUGGGGACAAAAAAAACACCCAUUGAAUAGUGAGAUGAAGACUGAAAACCACAUGGGCAUGCGGAUAGGACAGUGGCCUGUGUCCUACAGCACUCAGUCUCAGGGUGAAAUCCCCCAUACCAGAGUGCUUAAAGACUUCACCUUACAAGAUGUCACCUGAAUUCUAGCUAUGUUUUGUAUUUGACUUGCUAUAAUGUGAUUCUAUAAAACACCAAGCUCAAUAGACAACCUCUUUCCAGUAUUUACAGCGUGUAUAUAUGAAUUACUGUAUAUACAGUAUUUAGCUAUUUAAUAUGUCUGAGACAACACGUGAAAGGUUGUUUUUUUAGAACUUUGUUGAGGGGCAUUUGACAAGUGCCUAAAUCAGUAUGUGCUAUUUGCUGUUGCAUGUCUGUUCAGAACCUGCUCUCACCUCUUCCAUAUAGUCCCAUGCACUGAACCACUAAGAACUGUCUUUACCGCUGCAGCACCACUGUAAACAUUUCCUCUGUCCUCUAUGUCCAAUGAUAGUCAUCUUGAGGGCAUUUUACUGUACAAAUAAGUCAGGGAAAUCUCUGGCGUGGACGACCUUUUUUCCAAAAAUGUAAAAAAAUGUAGGCCUCUUUAUUUUUUAUAUUUUUAUUAGCAAUAUCAAAUGAAGUUCUAUCCGAAAGCCACUGAAUGUCCGCCAUUCAUGCUAAAGCUUAAACUAAAUGUCCCAACUGCCUGAGAGAAAUGGAAGCAUCCUGUAGAGGAGGGACUAAAACUCAGCUGAUUUCAAUGCUGAUGGCUAUUGCCUUUAUUUUUUUAUUGCCAUGACCUGCUGUCCUCAUCUUGCACUGAAUGUAAAUAAUGAACAAUUGUAUGACCAUCCUCUCGAUUUUUAAGCUUUUAGAGUUCAAUUUGAAUUGCAGGUACAUGGGUUUGUUCAUGUAUUCUAAAUCCAGGAUAUUACAUACAGGUUCUUCUCACUUUUUUGCAUGUUUGUCUGGCUUAUAGGAGAGAAAGUAGAACAGCAAAAAUGUCAUGGUCACCGUUCAUACACCAUUUAGUUUUCUCAAGAAAGAGUAUAGCAACUGCUUUAUUAUGCAUUUAAUUUGAGCAGACCCACAGGGUCUUUACAGCAAACUCUGUCCUCAGUCCAUGGUUGGACUUUUUAUUUUUAUUUCCACAAGCAUGUUAUACUCUUGUUUUGUGUCAGUGGCAUUUUUGUAAAUGCUUGUUUUAGAACUGUCCUGUAUUUCUAUUAAAAAGGUCUGGUUUACUCAAGCCAUAAUUGUGUGAUGUUUUGAGCUUUUUAUAAAUCAAUAAAAAUGAUAUACAAUG
Molecule: messenger RNA, 3241 nt
Organism: Xyrauchen texanus (razorback sucker)
Lineage: Eukaryota; Metazoa; Chordata; Actinopteri; Cypriniformes; Catostomidae
Product: cell surface glycoprotein MUC18-like
Exons: 16
Coding region: 109-1962 (617 amino acids)
Biological process (GO): angiogenesis
Cellular component (GO): plasma membrane
Source: RefSeq, a predicted model, not a curated record